CAGCUGACGCCUAAAGUUGAAAAAAAAAUGAGGUCGACGAGGCAGUUUUCCGGCUUUUUAUUAAUAUUAAUUUUAAUUAAUAUAAUUGGCCAAAUAAACUCACAAGCCAAUGAAGUAAUUGGCUGUGGUGGUUUUAUUAAAAGCCAUGCCGAAAUUGACUUUUCCAAAGUUGAAAUCAAACUUUUGACAAAACAAGGCUCGCUGAAGGACAAAACUGACUGCUCACCAUCGAAUGGAUAUUAUUUCCUGCCCAUCUACGACAAGGGUGAAUAUCUAUUGAGCAUUUCACCGCCGCCCGGCUGGAGUUUUGAACCCGAACACGUUGAGCUGAAUUUCGACGGAAAGAAUGACGUGUGCAGUCAGGGCAAAGAUGUUAAUUUCGUAUUCAAGGGCUUUGGCAUCACUGGCAAGGUGGCUCUGGCCACUGGCAGCGGAGCACGUGAUGUCGAUGUUGAAUUGAAGUCAGAUCAGGGCGAGAUAAGACGCACCAAGACAGACAUCAAUGGCAUCUUCUUCUUUACACCGAUCAUACCCGGCAAAUACUUGGUACACGCCUCCCACCCCAAGUGGCAUUUCUCCAAAGCGGAACACAAUGUGGUAGUUGUCAGCGGCAACACAGAGCUGCCAGCGAACUCAUUGGUCGUCUCCGGCUUCGAUAUCAAUGGCAACUUUGAUAGAAGCUCCCAGCUUCCAGCCAACAUUGCUGUCGUGCUCUAUCGCAAGAAGGGUCAAACUCUUCAGCCCAAGUGCAACAAAUCCCCCACUGCGCCCGCAAAUAAACUGAAUAAUGACUACGAGAGCUCUGCCUCUUGUUAUGUGCUGGCGGAGAAAGGAGAAUACAGCUUUAAGGAUGUGCCAACUGGCAAGUAUCUGCUGCAGGCUGUCAACGAGAACUCGAAUUUGAAACUGCAUCUAACACCCAAGUUUGUGGAAGUGGAGGUUGGCAAGGACACUCUGCAGCUCAAGGAGGAGUUCAAGAUUAGUGGCUUUUCAGUUUCCGGUCAAGUUUUGCGCUCCGCUGGUGGUGCGCCUUUAAAAUCCGCCAUUGUCAAGCUAAACAAUGAGAAGGUGGCCGAAACCGAUGAUACAGGCAGUUACACAUUGGAAAACAUUAAGGCCGGCAGUUAUAAUAUUGAAAUUGAAUCACCAAAGCUUCAGUUUGAGCCGCUGCAAGUGAAGACGCAGAUUUCCACACCCACGCUGCCCGUAAUUGUACCUUCUGCUUAUGAAGUAUGCGGCAAAGUUGUCUCCCCCAAGUCAUUCGUCGUGGGCAUUACAAAAACUGGAUCCACCUUCCAUACGACGGUUACAACGAAGCCGGAGAGCGGCAGCUGGUGUGCAUAUCUGCCUGCUGGCAAAUACAACUUUGAAGUGCUCACCACGGAUGCGGACAAGAGCAGCGGCGUUCAAUUCUUCCCUGUGCAGCAGCAGUCCGAAGUUGGAGAUGCUCCCGUCAGUGGAAUUACCUUCUCGCAGUUGCGUGCCAAGAUUCGUGGAGAGCUUAAGUGUCUGCCAGAUGCCACCGCCACUUGUACAACGGCUGAGAUUACGCUACAAGGUCUGGAUGCCACUGGACAGCCGACGGACAAUAAAUGGAAGGCCAAGGCGCUUCGCGGAAAGUAUUCCUUUAAGGAUGUGCUGCCAGGUCCCUACGAGAUUACCAUACCACAGGGAAAUCUUUGCUACGAAUCCACUCGAGUCUUCUUAAAUGUUGCGGCAGCCGAAGAGAAUGCGCCUCCAUUCAUACAGAAAGGCUACGAAGUCUCCAUAAUUUCCAGCCAUCGUGCUCUGAUGAGAUAUACACAUGUGACAGGACCUUCUGAGCCUAAGGCCGCCACUGAAACCCUGAAGAUUCUAUCCGGCGUCAACACAUUCUGCGUUUCUAAAUACGGAAGCUAUGACUUUAAGCUUGAGGGAUGUCACAUAUACGAUGAUACGUUGCCCAGUAAAUUCAUCACACCUGAGCCGGAGCAGCUGCAGACAUUGAUUGUCAAUGCCAUUGCCCACAAGACAGGGGUGCGUGUCUUGUCCACGGAAUCAAAUGCAGAUUCCCUCAGAUUGGCUGUGGAAACGGAGACAAACGGCAAGCAAAUAAUCACCCCAAUUGCUGAAUCCCACAAGGUGGAUGGCAAAUACGCUUAUCGCUAUGAAACCUAUCUGAAACCUGAUGAAAUCAUGCACAUAACUCCAUUGAGUGAUGUCCUGUUGUUUGCACCACAGCAUCAACAAGUUGUGGGUGGCAGCGAUUGUGUGGAUAUUGCCUUUAACUUUGUUGCCACACGUGGUUUGAUUCUGCGGGGCAAAGUGGUGCCAGCCAUUAAGGAGGCAAAGGUAACGCUUAGUUUCCCCGAUCACCCAGAGCUUGUGGCAAUCGAUACCCUCACCUCAGUCACUGGAGAGUUCAAAUUUGGUCCCAUCGAUGAGAGUCUGAAGUUUGAGCUCAAGGCUGAAAAAGAAUCUUAUGUAUUCGGUGAAUACAAUCGUCAGUCGAAUUCAUUUAAUGCCCACAAACUGUGCGAGAUUGAGGUCACUGUUCAGGAUGAUGCUGGCCAACCGCUCAGUGGUGUCUUACUAUCUCUUAGCGGUGGUGAGAGCUAUCGCAAGAACUUGGUUACCGGCGAUAAUGGCGCUAUCAACUUCCAUUCGCUGUCCCCGUCACAGUACUUCCUGCGUCCCAUGAUGAAGGAGUACAAAUUCGAGCCCAAUUCCAAAAUGAUUGACAUCAAGGAUGGUGAAACCAUACAGGUUACCCUAACCGGCAAGCGCUUUGCUUACUCAAUCUUUGGAGCAAUUACCUCACUGAAUGGCGAUCCCUUUGCGGAGGUUAAUGUCCAGGCCAUUGCCACGGAGAGUUGUCAGCAUCAGCAGGAGGAGGCAACCAGCGAGCUCAGUGGACAGUAUCGCAUACGUGGACUACAACCUGGCUGCACUUACCUGGUGCGUGUGGUGACUGACGACGAGAAGGUGCAUCGUUCCAUUCCCGGAAAUCACACGGUCACCGUGGGCAAUGAAGAUGUGCGCAAUAUUAAUCUGAUUGCCAUCAAUCCAAUAAAGAUUGUGGACAUUACUGCACGCAUUGUGGCUUCACACAACGAUUUCUACAAAUCGUUACGCAUUGUGAUGUACAAACGAGGUGCAUCCGAUUCUCCUGUAUUCUCCCAGAAAGUUGCUUCUCCGCUGAAUCCUAAGGCUAGCUUUAAUCCUGGCAUUAUGGUUUAUUUCCCGCGCAUUCCUCUCGAUGGCAAGAGCUAUGUGGUGGAACUGCAGUCGACGCUGUCCGACAAGACGUACUCCUAUAAACUUCCUUCAUUCAGUUUUGUGGCUGACAAAUGUUCCGUCUAUGUGAAGCUGGAGUUCAAUCCGGAAGUGCGUGCAACUGAGGCUGAUCUCAAUCAGAAUUCGAUUGGUGCUUUGGUGCUCAUCGCCUUGGUGGCCAUUGCCUUCUUUAAACAGGAUCUGGCCGUCACCUUCCUCAGUUUUAUCUGGGACAAACUGAACGACAUCGUUGCGGACAUUGCCCAGCGACAAAAGGGCAAGACAAGCGUGAGGAAGAACGAGCCCAUUAAUCAGCGUGAGAUCGAACAAAUGGCCGAUCAGAUAAAUGCGAUCAAAAAGAGAAAAGUCAAAAAGAUUUAGUCAGAUUUAGUUAAAAAAAAAAUUCCAUCAAUUUAGUCAUCAUCGGUAUUCGGUAUUCAGUUUUGUUUAAAGUUUUAGCAUUUGUUUUAUGCCAUUUCCUCCACACUAAAAGAAAUUAAUAAUUGUAUGAUAAUUUUGUUUAAUAGCUGAGGCAAGUUUAUUUUGUGUGUAGAUUCAUUCAUCACUCUUAUAGCUAAAAUAAAUAAUUAAAUAAAUACAA
Messenger RNA from Drosophila innubila, 3856 nucleotides. RefSeq names its product nodal modulator 3. NCBI's taxonomy places the organism in Eukaryota, Metazoa, Arthropoda, Insecta, Diptera, Drosophilidae. The coding region runs from base 28 to 3636 and encodes 1202 amino acids. The record is from RefSeq and is a predicted model, not a curated record. The transcript has 6 exons. Gene Ontology annotation, molecular function: carbohydrate binding. Gene Ontology annotation, cellular component: endoplasmic reticulum membrane.